Messenger RNA from Musa acuminata subsp. malaccensis (wild Malaysian banana), 694 nucleotides. Its product is annotated as sm-like protein LSM7. Lineage: Eukaryota; Viridiplantae; Streptophyta; Magnoliopsida; Zingiberales; Musaceae. The record is from RefSeq and is a predicted model, not a curated record. Gene Ontology annotation, molecular function: RNA binding. Gene Ontology annotation, cellular component: U6 snRNP; U2-type prespliceosome; catalytic step 2 spliceosome. Gene Ontology annotation, biological process: nuclear-transcribed mRNA catabolic process; mRNA splicing, via spliceosome.
UUCUGCCCUACCACCAAUUGUCUUCUCUGCUCCAAGCGGGAAAUCUGUAUCGGUGUGGAGCCGCAAAACCCAGAGUUCGCCCCCUUCGAAACCCAUCCUAAGAUCUUCAAAUUCAACUGAGACAGGUGUUUGUGUAGUUUUUGAGCGAGUGAUCGUGAAGGUGAACUUGGGAGGGCAGAUUGUGGUGUAAGAUGUCAAGCAGGAAGGAAACAGUUUUGGAUUUGGCAAAGUUCAUCGACAAGGGUGUCCAGGUCAAGCUAACCGGGGGAAGACAAGUGACAGGAACUUUAAAAGGUUAUGAUCAGCUGCUAAACUUGGUGCUUGAUGAAGCGACAGAGUUUCUGAGAGAUCCUGAUGAUCCAUUGAAGACUACUGAUCAAACCAGGCAUCUUGGCCUAAUAAUAUGCAGAGGAACAGCAGUAAUGCUGGUGUCACCGACAGAUGGUACAGAUGAAAUUGCUAACCCGUUUGUCCAGCCAGAUGGAGCCUAAUUAGAAAUGGUUGAUGAUCUAAAUCUUGCAUUACCUGACUUUAGCGUUAGAAAUAUUGAUAAGGAGGAGGCACUUCAAAAGAUUGAGUAUUAUUAUCAUGCUAUGCUGACGCCUGGAUAAACACACUUAAAUACUGAUGGUCAUCCAGUUUGUUCGGAUAUAUAUAAUUUGCUUAUGUAAGCAUCCAAUAACUUGCACUUUCA